Molecule: messenger RNA, 4300 nt
Organism: Dermacentor silvarum
Lineage: Eukaryota; Metazoa; Arthropoda; Arachnida; Ixodida; Ixodidae
Product: neprilysin-1
Exons: 16
Coding region: 245-4300 (1351 amino acids)
Biological process (GO): proteolysis
Molecular function (GO): metalloendopeptidase activity
Source: RefSeq, a predicted model, not a curated record
AACAAGACAGCUGGGCAGAAUCGAAACCGCUCUUCACGUGGCUCAGUUGGACCGCUCACGCGGGAACUGCUCGGACAGUUUGGGACCGCCCAAGACGACGAUCGAAGGAUUGACGAUGACGACGGCGGUUCGGUGCGCGCGUGGGUGAUGGUUCGGGACGCCGGAUGACGAACUGUGCUGCCGCACUGUCUCUCUCGAUGCUGGACUGACGUCGACGUGGUGCAUCCGUACAAGGACAAGGGACAUGCGCUCCAGGAUCGGCGGGCUGGCCCUGACCGUCCGGACCGCUGGUGUCCUUUGCCUUCUCCUCAAAGCCGGCGCCAUGGCGGUCCCUCAGUCAAGGGAGCUGCCCACGCUCAGGGAGGUCCAGUUCUGGAACAAGCCUCCCGUGCAUUCGAGGAACGAGCAGUGUCCCCAGGGCGAAGACACCGUGACGUUCGAGAAGACGGUGGCCAUGAAGCCGGGCUCGCGUCGGCUGUCGCCCAUGUUCGCGCCGCGCGAGGACUUCCGCUCGCGCGGCGCCGUCACGCUGGACUGCCUGCGCCGCUGCCAGGCAUCGCCCCGCUGCCUGGGCGUCGUGGUCAACUACGAACACAACGCGUGCUUCGCGGCCACCGCGCUCGACGACGAGGACGUGGCCAACACGCUCGGCUCGACGACCGACCAGCCGCCCCUGGUGCCGGCUUCGGACCGCUCGAACUACUUCGCCAAGAUGUGCGUCCACGGCCCAGCGUGCGACAAGGACUGGGUGAUGGAGCGCGUGCCAGACAAGGAGCUGCGCGGCUUCGACGACCGCGUGGUGUCUGGGGUGCCCAGCUGCCAGCGAUGCCAGGAGCUGUGCCUGCACGAGGCCUCGUUUCCCUGCCGCUCGGGCGAGUUCGACGCCCGCGCCAGGGAGUGCCGGCUCAGCUCGCAGGACAGACGCUCCCAGCCGAGCGCCUUCGGUCCGGCGCAGGGGCCGCACAUGCACUACUUCGAGAACCUCUGCCUGCCACCGUCCUCUGGCCACGCGGCCAACUGCGACUUCGAGCUGCACAAGGACGUGGACCUGCGACGGGCCGACCAGGUGCGCAGCGCCUUCAGCGCCGACCAGUGUCGCUCGAUGUGCGAGACGUGCCGUGAGUUCACGUGUCGCAGCUACAGCUUCGCGCCGGGCGCGGGCGUCUGCGCCAUGUCCGGGGACGACACGGUCAGCCUCGGAGGUUUCGCGCUGCGCAUGACUCCCGGCGUCGGCUUCUACCAGAGGCCCACCUGUCCGGAGCCCGUGCAACUGUCGUGCACGCGUGAGUCCAUGGCGCUCACUCUGCACACCAAGGAUCCGUUCGCGGGAAGGAUCUACCCGCGAGACGAGACGGCCGGCUGCGACGUCCAGGGACGCGGGUCUCGGGAGACCACGCUCGUCAUGGGACUCAUGGAUCGGCGGUGCGGAGUCUCCGAAGACGACCGGGGCCGAUUCACGAGCACCAUUGUGAUCCAGCAGCAUCCGGUGAUUCAGCAGAAGGGCGACAGGAUCGUCAAGCUGUUCUGCAUCUUCGACACCGGAAACCGCACGGUCACCAACACCUACAAGGUGCUCGUGGGCGGUGUGGGUACGGCGAGCCGAGUGCCGGGCGUAGUCAACGCGACUGCCCCGUCGCCGAACGUGCGCCUUCGCAUCACGGACAGAGCGGGAGUGGACGUGGCCGGCGCCAAGCUGGGCGACGAGCUGUUCUUGCGCAUCGAGAUGGACGACGACAGCGUUUUCGGACUGUUCGCGAGGAACCUCGUCGCGACGAGCGGCCAGAACGACGACUCUAUCGUUCUCAUCGACAGUGCGGGCUGUCCUACGGACAGAAACAUCUUCCCCGCUUUGGAGAAGUUGCCCGGAGACAAGACAAGGACGCUGCAGAGCCGAUUUGAAGCCUUCAAGUUCGCCGACGACGUUGUCGUCCGCUUUCAGGUAUUCACGCGCGCGAUGUCAUCAGUACGUGGCAGCGUUGCGGCGGCCAGGAGUCAAGGCGACGUCGCCGUCAAGGGCGCCUCCAAGAAGACCGACACAACGACCAGCGUCGGUAGUGAGGACGAGUCCUCGAAGACGUCUCUCGAAUCGCCCGUCGCCGUCGCCGCCGCCGAGCCUCCGUCCUGGCUGCAGUCGCCCCUGUUCCGGUACGAGAAGCCCCGGUGGCGUCGCUACACGAGGUGCGUCGUCGUCGGCACUUCAAUGGUGUUGCUCGUGUGCCUCGGAAUACCCGCAGGAAUUCGGUCCUUGGUUGGCUGCCAGUCGCCGACUUGCGAGAGGUGGAUCGAGGAGAUGAGCUACUCUAUAGACGACACCAAGGAGCCGUGCGACAACUUUUACGACUUCGUGUGCGGACGCUACGGUGUCGCCUCGCAAUCCGUGUUUCCCAACGCCUUCCUGCGCCUCCAACUCCGCAUCCUGCUGUCCUUCUACAAGAGGAUCCUGAUUCAAGACCUGGACACGAUGCGCAAGGACGAAGGCGAGGACAGCCCGCGUUUCAAGGCCGUGUACAUGACGCAGCGAUGUCUCCACGAGGCGUGGAACGACGUGGACCAUCUCGACGUCCUCAAGGAGUUCCUGGCCAGCUACAACCUGUCGUGGCCUCCCGACAAGCAGCGGUUGCCCACGUCCCUUCUGGACACGCUAGUGGAGCUGAGCCUGAAGAGAGACAUACACGUGUUCUUCCAGUUGAAGCCGGACAAGGACUUCAACAGGCCCGGCUUCUACCUGCUCCAUUGGGACAAUAAUAUCCAAGCUAUCCUCGUUUGGCUAUUGCUGCGAGAAAUUCUGAUACAACACCAACAACUGGAGAACGCGUUCGUCGCAUCUGCUUCGCUGCUCACGGGCAGAGUACCGCAUCCGCAGCUGAUCGCGCGCGUGAUCGAACUCGACAGCCGCUUCCUCACGGUCAGCGUACUGCCGCUACUGGCUCUGAGAAGCAACAUGACCCUCGAGUAUGUCAAGUUCUCGGAGGCGCACUCGUUCAUGGGGCAGGCGAGCAGCUCCGUCCGUGUCUUGCACGCCGUCAAUCGCUUACUGCCCGCGGACCGACAGCUAUCGGCCGACGACCAGAUGAUCGUCACGAACAAGUUCAUGUUACCAUUCGUCGGCGACCUUCUGCUCGGCGAGUCCUCCGGCUCAGAGACGGUGUCCGGCUACGUCGCCUUCAUUGUCGCUCUCCAAUUGGCACCGGCCAUGUCUGUCAGCUACUUGGAAACGCUCCUUUCAGGCAUGGGAGAAGCGGCCGCCACCGGUAUCCGCCUAAUGGCGUGCCUGGUCGUUCCCAACCAGGAACUCUCAUUCGCCGUGGCGGACCUCUUCGUCGACUGGUUCAUCGAGGAAGGCAAGCUGGCCGCCAUUCGCGCCAUGUCCGCGGCCCUCUGGAACGCCACGGAGUCCAUCAUCGCCAACCUUUCCUGGAUCGACGAGGACACGCGCAUGCGGGGCCUCGGGCACAUCCGGCGUCUCGGGCGCGUCGUCGGCCACCCGUUCGACCUGUCCGCCUCGAAGGAGCAACUGCGCGAGCACUACGCCUUCCUGCCCAGGUUUCCGGCCAGCUACGCCACCAUGUUCACGACGGUGCACGACGCCAAAGCGACGCGGCUUCUGGCGCGGCUAAAGGCGCCUGACCCCGCGUUCAGAUUCGAGGACCACGAGCAGCCGAUGAUCAUGGUUAACGCGUUCUACCUGCCCAUCUACCACUGGGUCUUCAUCAUGGACGGCAUCAUGUUCGCCCCGUUCUAUGAGCUCACGAUGCCCGAGUCGGUCAACUACGGUGCCUUGGGUCACGUGGUGGGUCACGAGGUCACGCAUGGUUUCGAUCCCGAGCUCGGUGUCUUCAACGCGUCCGGCCUGAAAGACGACUGGUGGAGUCCCGAAUCGAGGAAGCUGUUCGACCAGCGCAUCCAGUGCCUGCGCGACCUCUACAAUGCGGCACCGUGGACGAAUGGCAUUAGGUACGGCGACACUGCGCUCUCCGAGAAUUUCGCUGACUGUGGCGGCAUGGCGAAGGUGCUGCGCGCCUUACGGGAACUCGGUCCACAGCCCGCCGUUACGAUGGGCGAGCACCGCUUCACGGCUCAGCAGGCGUUCUUCGUCAGCAGCUGCUUCAAGUGGUGCGCCAGGAGCCUCGGCAAGCCGUCGUCAGGUGACGACGACAAGCUCGAGGAGAUCGUGCACCUGUACUCGCCCUUGAACAUGCGCUGCAACGUUCCCCUGAUGAACACCCCGGCGUUUGCAGACGCCUUCCGCUGUCCAUCGGGCACAGUCAUGAACCCGAAGGUGCGCUGCGAUCUCUUCUGA